AUGGAAUCGCCGACUGGAGGAGUGGACGGAGGUGGAGUUGCCGCCGUCUGGUGUGGCCAGAGGUGGAGUCGUCGGCUGGAAGUGCGGACGAAGAUGGAGGUGUGGGCGUAUAUGGCAACCGAUGGUGAUUGUAGUUUUCUUUUGACGUUCUUCCUGCGUCCGUUCGGCAAGAGAAGGAGUUGGACUAGGUUGAGGAAAUGUAGCUUCUUUGAAUGGAAAGAUGAAGAACAGGCAGACGGGUACUACAAAAACCUACUAUAUUCUCUGAAGCAGAAACUGGAUGCCAAAGAUGAACUGUCUGAGAUGAAAAAAUUGAGGAGAAUGAUUGUUGAAGUGGAGUUUCUGCUGUCACAGGAGCAGUAUAAGGUGGCAAAGAGUGAGAAAGAAGUUCAUGAUGCAAGGAAGGCAAUAGGCAGGUACAGGAUGAUAGUUGCCCUGGUAGUUAGUUUGGUUGGUUAG
Messenger RNA from Lactuca saligna, 459 nucleotides. The record is from the annotation of a GenBank genome assembly. NCBI's taxonomy places the organism in Eukaryota, Viridiplantae, Streptophyta, Magnoliopsida, Asterales, Asteraceae.